AUGAGAGUGUUGCAGAGCGCCACUAUAUCCGCUCUGGCCAUGAGCAGGGCCUUAGGCAAUGUAUACGAUUAUGAUAGCAAUCACGUAGGUAGUAUACUAAAUGGAUAUGUUACAAAAGAUAUAUCAAACGACAAUCGGAUGAUAGUCGAGGCUGAGCUUCUCGGAGAAGUGUUGUCACUAGAGCUGGAACCGAGGUCAGUAUUAGCUCCCGACUUCGAAUUGCAUAUAAUAUCUGAAGGCAUGACGAAGAUUAGAAAGCAUCGUGAAAACAUUGUACAAUACACUUACAGUAUAAGCUCAGCACAAAAUCAGAACCUGAACGGAAUGGCGACGUUAAGCGCCGAUGGGAGUAUUGUUGAUGUACUGUUAAAUACCAAAAGGCGCCUACUCUCUGGCCGUCGUUCUGGUGAUGGUACAAUAAUUUUUUACGAUACAAGUUCGCAAAUCGAACUACAAGGUAAUUUAAAUCGGCAAGUAGGCGAGGAUAGGAAACGUGCACGGGCUGAGAGGCGGAAUAUUAAGUUCGCGCCGGUGACAAAAAGUGCAAAUCGAGUCAAAGAACAACUUAUAGAGAAACCGGCAGGGCAAGUAGGCGAUUUUGGACAUCAUUUGAAUGUAUUGCAUCGCACUUUGCGUCAAGAAGAGCCUUUGAAGCAAAUAGAUCUAGUCCUAGACUUUGACUAUGAUCUUUUCUUUGCCCUCGGUAGCGAUGAGGAAGUUUGUCAACAGAAGGCGCUGUCUCUAGUAGCUGCCGUGAACGUUAUAUAUGAGAGUCAGUUGGGGCUAACGCAUUCUCUAAAGUCAGUCAAUGUUCGCUCGGUACCCAACUAUAGCGCAUCCGAAAGGCAAAGUCUUUUAUUUGAAGUAGAAGAUCAAUGGCAACCAUUGGAACCUUCUCGUGAGUACGGUGCGUUAGUUCUUGUCACAGGGAAGGUUUUUGCAGACGGCGUUUUGAAUGCAGAAGCUAACUCUGUUUGUCAAGAUCUUUGGAAGUAUGGACUGGCUUCGAUGAUGGACAGUCCCACCGUCGCUUCAGCAAUUGAUACGCAGGCCUUACGUUUGGCUCAUACACUUGGUCAUAUGUGGGGUGCGGCGAGCCAUGUUGCUGAGUCAGGAUUCGUUAUGUCGACCACUGAAAUUGCAGAUCAGGCCUCAUUUAAAGAUACGAGUAUUGCUGACAUCAAUGCGUAUAUAGCCGAAUACGGUCCUCUAUGCUUGACUGAAGUACAGCCGGAAGUAGGGCCCUGCUCCGUCAGUCCGUGUCUGAAUGAUGGUACCUGCCUCGAUGACCCGGGCGCUGCCCUAGGGUAUCGCUGCGAGUGCGGCGGUGGGUUCGCUGGCGCGAAUUGUGAUGAAGUCGGAAAUAGUUGUUCAUCAAAACCUUGCAAGAACGGAGGUGUUUGCACUCCGACAGAGUCUGAGUUCUCGUGUACAUGCGCUUUCACGGGGUUCACCGGUCCUACUUGUGAAGUUGAUGUUGACGAAUGUGCCUCGCAAAACCCGUGCAAGAAUGGCGAAUGUGUCAAUGAAGAAGGCACGUUCUCUUGCACAUGCGACGCAGGUUUUUCCGGUAGACUUUGCGACAGUGUUGCUUGUGUAAGUGGCAGGUGCAAGAAUGGGGGUACCUGUACACCUUCCACUGUUGCACCAUAUUACGCCUGUGAAUGUGCAAGUGGAUUCAGUGGGACGGUGUGCUCUACCAAUGUAAACGACUGUCGAAACCCGGCUUUGAAUCUUUGCGAUGCGGAGCACAGCACCUGUAAAGACGAAGUGAAUGGUGUGUCUUGCAUAUGUGAUGCGGGAUAUCUGCCACCAUAUUGCAUCGAGUACAGCUGUCCCUGCGUUAAUGAUGGUGUAUGUGUUAAGAGUGGAGAAAACACCGUUUGUAAAUGCCCGGCCGGACAUUGGGGCCCUAAUUGUCAGAAUACUCCAAGCGCGUCCAACAAAUGUCUUGUUGAUGGAGUCAAAGACGCCUGUAAUGGAAAUGGCAACUGUAAGGAGACAGAUAAUGAACAAGGGUUCCUAUGCGAAUGUGUUGAAAAUUGGGAGGGUACUACAUGUAACAAAUCCACCGUGGAUUAUUGUGCAUUAAGACCCUGUCAGUUCGCCGGCACCUGCUUAUCGCUAGACACCGGUCAUAGAUGCUAUUGUCUUCCAGGCCGCGGAGGAGACAAUUGUGAACUAGAUAUGAAAGAGUGCGAUUCGAAUCCCUGUCAGAAUGGAGGCGCAUGUGUCGAAAAACACAAUCGAGAAUUGGGCGUGAACCUCAUGGGGAAGAGAGUUUGCAUCAUGGGAGCUGGCGCCAUCGGCGGCCUAUUAGGAGUGAAACUGGCAGUGUCGGGAAACCAGGUAACUUUCGUAGCACGAGGUGCACACUUGAAAGCUAUGUCAGAAAAUGGAUUUACACUAGCGAUGGCUGAUGGCACGAUCCACAACACUAAGGAUUUAGACUGUCAGUAUACGGACGACCUGAGCACGAUACACCAAGAACAAGAUGUUAUCAUAAUAUGUUUGAAAGGCCAUCAGAUACAGAACAUGCUCACGGAUAUGAACAACAGCAGGAUACUUGGCGAAUCAACCAUGUUCGUGACGACCCAGAACGGUAUACCUUGGUGGCUUUUCCAGUGCUGUCCCGAAGGUUCUGAAAUAUGCAAGUACGAAAACACUGUGGUGCGUGCAGUAGAUCCGGAUGGCAGCCUCUUCAAUGGCAUUGAUCCGAAACGCAUCAUUGGGUGUGUAUCGUAUCCAGCUGCCCGCGUUUCGAAGCAUGGCACCGUCGAGCAUUUAGAAAGCAUACGGUUUCCAGUAGGUGAACUCAAUGGUAGUAUAGACUCAGCUCGGAUCAAAAUGCUGAGUAACUUACUGAUCGCGGCUGGCUUUAAAUCUCCGAUUCUUCCAGAUAUCCGUUCAGAGAUUUGGCUUAAACUGUACGGGAGUGUCGCAUUCAACCCGAUCUCCGCACUUACACACUCAACACUAAAAGAAAUGUGUGAAUAUGCAAGCACCAGACAACUCAUUGAGUUGGUGAUGGGUGAGAUAGAAGAGGUUGGCGGCCGGCUGGGCCUCACUUUAAGGGUCAGCAAGGACAGGCGCAUCGGCGGAGCAAUCGCAGUUGGAGAGCACAAAACCUCAAUGCUUAUGGAUGUCGAGAAUGGAAAGCCGAUGGAAAUUGACGGUCUGGUAGGCAGUGUUGUAGAGCUUGCAGAGUUGACAGGGUCAGAUAUACCGCACACGAGGACGAUUUUCUGUCUUGUCAACAUGCUUGGUUACAUCAUUGCCAAGCAUAGUGUGGCAUUCCCAGAACAGCAGCUUGGGACAGAAUAA
Messenger RNA from Sphaeroforma arctica JP610, 3324 nucleotides. RefSeq lists its product as hypothetical. The transcript is spliced from 5 exons. Gene Ontology annotation, molecular function: metalloendopeptidase activity; calcium ion binding; oxidoreductase activity. NCBI's taxonomy places the organism in Eukaryota, Ichthyosporea, Ichthyophonida. Gene Ontology annotation, biological process: heterophilic cell-cell adhesion; establishment or maintenance of epithelial cell apical/basal polarity; proteolysis. Gene Ontology annotation, cellular component: protein-containing complex; plasma membrane. The record is from RefSeq and is a predicted model, not a curated record. The coding region runs from base 1 to 3324 and encodes 1107 amino acids.